Messenger RNA from Biomphalaria glabrata, 1547 nucleotides. RefSeq lists its product as uncharacterized. The record is from RefSeq and is a predicted model, not a curated record. NCBI's taxonomy places the organism in Eukaryota, Metazoa, Mollusca, Gastropoda, Planorbidae. Bases 286 to 1521 code for a protein of 411 amino acids. The transcript is spliced from 10 exons.
CCUCAGAAUUAUUAUUUCCCUAAGAUUGUUGUAGUUUCCUCAGAGAUGUUGUUGCCCUAAGCUCGUUGUUGUUGUUUACUCAGAGAUGUUGUUGCCAUAAAAGCGUUGUUGUUUUUUCCUCAGAGAUGUUGUUGCCCUAAGCUCGUUGUUGUUGUUUACUCAGAGAUGUUGUUGCCAUAAAAGCGUUGUUGUUUUUUCCUCAGAGAUGUUGUUGCUCUAAGAGAGUUGUUGUUGUUUCCUCAGAGAUGUUGUUGCCCUAAGAGCGUUGUUGUUGUUUCCUCAGAGAUGCUGUUGCCCUACGAAACGUACGGUACAGAAUUCAUUUCCUUCAACAUCCUCGGCAGGUUGUCGCAGGGGCUUGUCGCAGUCGUCGCCUCUAAAAACAACACAGAGGUCAAGCUGUACACCAACAACAACGGCACCACCUCCUCCGUGUUUCUCCAGCAGACCGGUGAUUGGGUGUACUUGCCUGUAUCAGGCUUUAAUUAUUAUUUCAAAGCCGACAAGGCGAUCCAGGUAAUCUACGUGCAUCGCUCUGUUUGUCGGAGUCAGGAAGGUGGGAUCAACGAAGAGGACCAAGGUGGUCCUUCUCUAGGACUGCUGCUGCCCAUGGAACUCUUUUACGAUCAUUUUAUUUGGAGCACUCCUUUUACUGAAGGGAAUGCUAACUUUAGCAACUAUGCAACAUAUGUGGCCGAUGCUAACAACAUUCCAUACAUGAGACUUGACCAUAAUCUAUUAAAUAUCACUAAUUGGGAGAAUGUGAUUGGUCAGCGUGAAUACAGAGUCGGCAGCUUACAGGUCAGCAAGGGUCUACACACCACCUUCGUCAUCACCACCAGCAAGUUUGUCUGCUACGUCUACGGUUUCGCCGACCACGCCAGCUACAUGCUGGCCCCCAACUUCAUCUCCUCGCCCAUCAACUUACCUUGCACGAGGUCUGUCACUUUCAUGAUGCCUGGAGAUUUGAGAGACAAUGACUGUGACUUCUUUGUGGAUGAAGAAGCCUUUGAUAACAUUGAUAAUGACGCUGACGGGUCGAUAGAUGAAGAUCUGGGCUUACCCAACAGAGAAUGCGAACUCGGUUACUGGGGUCAGUUCUGCAGGAACGAAUGCUCCAACUGUGAGAUGGGUUGUGACAGACACACCGGAGCCUGCCUUCAAUGCAAACCCGGGUUUAAAAAUCCGGAAACAGGAUGCCAACUAGGGUGUGGAGAAUAUGAAUACGGUCGAAAUUGUAUUGGUGAUUGUAAGCUGAAAUGUAAUAGUGAUUGCGUGGAGAGACGACACGGAACAUGUCCUUCAUACAGUUCAGUAGCUGUCACGUGGGUGGCCGUCACUGCCGUCAUGGCUCUAUCCGUGCCCCUCUGCUUCUUGUGCUCAGCGAUGUUUUCCAAAAAAUACAAAAGUUUCCACGACGAACCGGAGAAUGAGGUGGUGUACGCCGCCAUUACGACUACCGGAAGUGGGUUGUCUUCACUGCACAAAGGCCGCACCUCGAUCGGGAGUUCCAUAAACUGAAUGGGCAUUAAAAUAAAAUGAAAGAC